Pocillopora verrucosa is the source of this 1872-nucleotide messenger RNA. Its product is annotated as protein split ends. Lineage: Eukaryota; Metazoa; Cnidaria; Anthozoa; Scleractinia; Pocilloporidae. The record is from RefSeq and is a predicted model, not a curated record.
UUUGUCACAUGGACGUCUUUUUAGCUUAUACCAUAAUCUUCUUCACUUUUGGCAUGAAGCCCAGGGGCUCUUAAUUAAUAUGACCUUUCACUUAUUGGAAAAAUGUAAUUCACUCGUCACUCGGACGAAAUUGCGAAAGUUGAUCCUCCGUCAGAUUCCACGUGUUGUUGACCUGGCAACCUACGGUGCUUUAAAUUCGAUUGUUUUGCAAUCAUUUAUGAUCUAGCGCUAUUUGCAACGCAACAUCCGACUUCUAGUUGUGUCUAAAUUAAUCUUGCUCAACGAUAGUCAAACUUGUGAGCUGUGGAGAUUUUGCUGUCGAUUGCGUUUCUGACUCUCUUUCAGCGGUUACAGUGAAUCAAGGUUUUUCGGAUUUUUGGCGUGUUCUAAGCAUCUUCUUUGUUCUGAUCGCUCCGAACAUUCGAGGCACAGAAGACCACGAGAGGCGAGAGAUCAGUGAAACAAUGCAGAAUGAGGAUGAGGGCUUUCGCAAUCACCAGAUAAGAGGGACGCGGGAAGCCUGGAUGUCAUUUCAAAGACAACGUCCAAUGUUAGUGCCGGGAACUGGCGCAAGAAGCUGGCCUAAUUCAAGGCCCGCUGGAUUGUCUACUUUAGAAAUGGGCUUCAACAGACGAGCAGUGUCCACCACAGAAUCGCACUCACGAAAUCUUCCACCAAUGGAAUACAAUCUGCGGCCGGGUAACAGGAAAGUUGGGAUUAAAGCCGAAACAGGAGAUAAAGGACAGCAGGCUUGGGCCAAGACAUGGGCUAGAAUGCGUGCAGAACAAACUAAUGUACAUGCAAAAGGCUGCACAAAUCACAAGCGUCGAAACCCAACAAUAAGCCGCCUGACAAACACAGGAUUAACAUCAGCAUGCAAGAGGAACGAGAUCGUAGCGAUGAAUGAAAAGGAAGCAAUGGUGUACAAGAGGUUAAAAGGAAUCUAUGCCAAUUCUACAGAUAAAUCAGUGAGGGCUCAGCGAUUAAAAGACAACAUAAAUUCACUGCAGUCCAGAACACUGCACUCUGAGAUAGACCACAGCUUGAAAGAGUACAAGAAAAGAGAAGAAGAGGAUAAGAGGAACAGAUCAGAACUUAAACGUCUAAGAGAAAGGUAUUCGCGCGAUAAAGAUCGCAGGAAUAAAAGAUCUUAUUUGAGUUUGAACGCAUUAGAGUCACCCCAAGUGUCACGCCAUGCUUAUGGGUUACCCGAGGAAGGACAUGAGCAUAUGCAAUCCGGAGUCACACAACAAGCUCAGGAAAGGUUACGUGACAUUUGGCAAAGUGCUAUGAAGCGGGCCGCGUUGGUUGAUAAAAUAUUAAACUCAUGGACGCAACAAAAAGCACCUUUACCUGAAAUUAAGAUAAGAAGGCAAAGUGUGUCCCAUAAAGAAGCGAGAAGGCCGAGUGAUGAAGAAAAUAUAGAGGACAAAUUGCGCCGAAACUCCAAAGAGACUGUCAAUCAGCUUGAAAUGGUUUUAGGAGAAAUAGAUGUUAUGUCAACAGUUGUGUCGGACUCAGACGAAGAAGACCCUGAAGACAGUGAACAGGACAUUGUUUGAUAUUAUAAACAUUUGAAAGUUUCAUUUGAAAUUAAUUUCCAUCGCUUUAUAUUUAUCUUACUCCACAACAAAUCAUGUGACGAGGAAAUAAACGAAUCAUUCGAAAGCUUUUCAUCGUCCUGUUAAUAAUGAAAUCACCUCGGUGGUUAUAUAGCAAUUUUCAAUUGAUUGUCGAGAGCUGUCCCUAGAUAUUCCGUUUUGAAUUGGUUUUUCCUUUACUUUUGGGAUUGGUCCAGAAUACUCGCACCUAUUGCUCAGCCGAGCAGAUUCAAAAGUGUUCAUCCGCGUUUUCCCGCGCUGCAAACAGUUU